Messenger RNA from Synchytrium microbalum, 3429 nucleotides. RefSeq lists its product as uncharacterized. The transcript has 16 exons. Gene Ontology annotation, molecular function: nucleic acid binding; ATP binding. NCBI's taxonomy places the organism in Eukaryota, Fungi, Chytridiomycota, Chytridiomycetes, Synchytriales, Synchytriaceae. Bases 1 to 3429 code for a protein of 1142 amino acids. The record is from RefSeq and is a predicted model, not a curated record.
AUGGAGGUCAAGGAAGAGGAAACCGAUGAAUCCCCCAUGAUAUUCCGUAUAAAGAAACAACCAAAGGCUAAGAAGGCAACCUCGACUGUUGCUGCCAAAGCAAAAAAGCCAACACAAACAGCAACUGUCGACGCACAGGACAUCAAUAUUGCUACUUCAGAGGUAGAAAAUCGUAUUGAUACCUCAUCAAAGAAGAAACCUGCUGGUAGAAAACGUAAACUUGUUGCUCCAAAGGAUCCGGAAGCUCCCAACAUCAAACAAGAACAAGCUCCCGUCAGUUCCGAGCAACAUAGAGAUCCACCGCUACGAGAUCCUGAUGCUAAUGAUAGUGAUGAUUUUGAAGACUUGGAAUCACCAAAGCCAGUCAAAUCAACCGCAAAGAAACGAAAACGUUCCAAAAAGUCGACUAGCCCUGAAGACUUUCCACUCGAUAUGCCAAACUUUCUAGUAGAUCUAGAUCUGCUCUUCCGUGCUGUAAAUACCAUCGUCUCGUUUUGUACCAUUCAGCGAGGAUUAGUCUGUACGUUUGAUGCAAUCAAGGCUUCUGUCGAGAACAUUUACAAAAACGAAUUCACACUCGACAAACUAUCAGAACUCAAAGCUAUAUCCCCCAUACUAUUCAACAUAUUUUACGUCAAUGAAGCUGCUCUGGAAGAUGCAUCCGUAACUCAAAUGAAAUCAACACCAUCAAAUACCAAUAAUGAUGAUACAUAUGUCCUCGUUAUCGAGUUUACGGAUGCAAGGCCUCCUAAACCAAAGCUAAAGCCAGGCUCGUCAAAAAAGAAACAGACGGAUGACGAGAAGAAGCUGUUUGGAAGUCGUAACCUGUUUCUGAGAGAAUCAGUGGCUGGAACUUCCAAGACAAAAACGAUUACUACGCUGAUCGAGAAGAGGAAUACGUCAUUUAGGACUUGUUUACUGGAGUUUUAUGGAAAGGCUUUGGAUCAGGACGAGGAUGCAGUCGCCAAAAUAAUAGAAAUGGCUAAAACAUCACUAGCGCUGCCUCCAAACCAAGGAAUGAGUCUCGUAGGAUCACUUUUCUCAUCCCCAUCACGGACACUUCCAUCCACAGAUCGACCAUCAUCACUAUCUGACCUUAUACAACGAUUGAAGAAUCAGCCAUUUUAUCGUAAUCAAAUUGUGGAGAAAGGUUUUAGGACGACAGAAGCAAAUCCAGCUUCUUAUGGUGAAUUGACGACACCCUUGUCUGAUGAGCUGGCGACUGCUUUGAUGGAGGCCAGUACUAUAUGUAGGUUGUUCACGCAUCAGGCUCAGGCUUUGAAUGCGUUGGAUAAGGGUGACCAUGUCAUAGUCGCUACUUCUACAUCCAGUGGAAAAUCACUCAUAUACCAACUUCCAGUCUUGAAAGGCCUAGAAGCGAAUCCGAAAUUACGUGCCUUGUAUAUAUUUCCAACCAAGGCCUUAGCACAGGAUCAACGACGCUCCUUUUUGAAUAUUCUUGAGAAUUGCCCGUCUCUCAAGCCUCGAGUACGUGCUGAGACAUUUGAUGGUGAUACACCAAGUGUGUCGAGUACUCGUCAGGAUAUUCGUGAGAAUGUGCAAGUCAUCUUCACGAAUCCGGAUAUGCUGCAUGUCACUGUGUUGCCUCAUCAUGCUCAAUGGAAGGAAUUCUUUGUGAAUUUGAGAUUUGUGAUUGUUGAUGAACUGCAUUAUUAUUCCUCAACAUUGGGCACGCAUUGUUCUUUUGUGAUGAGAAGGCUCCGACGAAUAUGCUCCUAUUAUGGAAACGAUUCCGUGCAAUUUGUAUCGUGUUCAGCAACAGUUGCAAAUCCUGUUGAACACAUGAAAUCAUUUUAUGGAUUGCAGAGUGUCACUUUGAUUAAUCAAGAUGGUGCUCCACAUGGUCAAAAGCAUCAUGUGCUCUGGAAUCCUCCACUGAAGGAUGUAUAUGACGCACGACAAGGACGAAUGAGUACGCUAGAUGAAGCUGCCCGUUUGUUGGUGUAUUUGAUGUUACGUGGAGUGAGGACUAUUGCAUUUUGUAAAGCCCGUCGACCAGCAGAACUCGUACUGAAGGAAGUUCGAUCUACUUUGAAUCAGAUGUCUCCUGAUCUUGUUGACAAGGUCAUGGGCUACAGAGCUGGGUAUACUCCUCAAGAUCGAAGGAGCAUUGAACGAGCACUCUUUGGUGGUGAAUUGCUGGCAGUGAUUGCUACCAAUGCUCUUGAGCUUGGAGUUGAUAUUGGCUCUCUAGAUGCAGUAAUUCACAUGGGCUUCCCAUUCAGUCUUGCUUCAUAUCGUCAGCAAUCAGGACGUGCUGGUCGACGUGAAAAGGACUCGAUCUCUAUCCUGAUAGCCGAUGGGGACAACAUUAUGGAUCAAUAUUACAUGACACACCCUGAUGAACUGUUUGGAGGAACAUACGAAAACGUGUCGAUUGAUCUUGAAAAUCUGCUGAUUCUUGAAGCACACGCUCAAUGUGCCGCUGCCGAGCUACCAAUUGAUGUCGAUAAAGAUGGUUUGUUUCUUGGGAGUCUGCUGGAGGAAGUUUGUGUGAAACAUUUGAUACAGGAUCCUAAGACUAAUUUGUAUUUCGCUCACCCGAAGUAUGAAGGAUAUCCAGCAAAGGACGUUUCCUUGCGCGCGAUUGAUGAAGCUCGUUGGAGAAUUAUUGAUGUGUCAACUAAUGAGGAUGUGGAGGAUAUCGAAGAGGGAAGAGCAUACUUCACUCUAUACGAAGGAUCCAUAUUCAUCCAUCAAGGAAAUUCCUAUUACGUUUUUGAGGUUAAUGAAGAGAAGCGAUAUGUCAAAGUGCGACCAACGAAUGUGGAUUACAUUACGACACCGAGGGAAUACACAGACAUAGAUCCGUUGAAGAUUAUGGAAACUCGAUCAAUUCCGAAUACUACUGAUAUUCAUGUGUAUUUUGGAACUGUUCAAGGUAGUAUACUUCAGUUGAUGGUAUUCGGAUACUUUAAAGUCAACCCAAAGAACUGGCAAAUCCUGGAAGCUGUUACAGAUCUUGAAAAUCCACCUUUUGUUCGAAAUGCUGUUGGGUUUUGGACAGAUCUUCCAUUUGCAACAGUCCAAUAUCUACACGCCACGAAACAUGACGUGAAGGACAGUAUUCACGCUGCCAGUCAUGCCAUCUUAUCGCUUGUGCCUGUCUAUGUCGUGUCAACAGGUCUUACAAGUGUGAGGACAGAUUGUCAGACAUCAGAGGCUACGAGGAUACGCCCUCCAAGAUUUUUCAUAUAUGAACAUAAUGGACGAAGUGGAAUGGUGGCUAAAGCAUUCUCACAUGUACAUGAAUUGCUGGUUAGAGCUAAACAGAUUGUUUCAGCUUGCCAGUGUGAGGAUGGAUGUCCAGCUUGUGUCCAACGAAAUGGAUGCAAGCAUGCCAAUAAGGCUUUGGAUAAACAAGGUGCACUUAUUGUUUUAAAGGGAUUGCUGGGUGAGAUAUUGUGA